Coturnix japonica (Japanese quail) is the source of this 1705-nucleotide messenger RNA. The record is from RefSeq and is a predicted model, not a curated record. Lineage: Eukaryota; Metazoa; Chordata; Aves; Galliformes; Phasianidae.
GGCUGGGGUGCCCAGGGAAGUGAGGGGGCCCUGACCACUUGGUUGUGAUGGCUCCUGUGGAGAGAGUGGGCAGGCCUCUGUGCUGUGCAGGGAGAGCUCACAGCCUGGUGCUAAGGCCCAGUCCUCAACUGAAGAGCCAAGGCUUCUUUGCUCUUGUUGUUUCUGCUCAUGCCCGAAGGGCUGCCAUGAUGAGCAGGUGGCUUCCCUUUGCCAUCUGACCAGGAAAAUCAAACCCACAAUUGACUCCUGGCAGGUGAGGAGGGCCAUUCUGCUUUUCAUCAAGGAUGUGCUCAGUGUUAAUGCCUGGAGCUGCUCAGCCUGGGAUGUGGUGGGGCACAUCUUCAGUGAGUUCAGCCGCACCACGGGAAGAAGGGUAAGGACAGUGGGCAGCAUCUUCCUUUGGAAGACCCGUGCUGCUCAGAGGCUGGCACAGAAACACCAGUGGGGCCACACCUGAGCUUAUGAGAGGCUCCUGAGAACUGAGAGUAAGCAGUGUUCUCCCAGAUCUCCAAGAGCUGUGUAUGGACAUCCUGGGGUCACUGGAUGUCUCUGUGAGAGGGAUCACCAAACUCCUGUGGCCGCAGCUGCUGCUGUAUGUGGUGCCAGCCCAGUACACCGGCAUGCUGAUCCCAGUCUCCCGCUGUGUCCAAGCCCUGGCUGAGAGAGGGGACCUGACAGUGCGGGACAUAGAAGAACUGGAUCCCCAUUUCCUCAACUCCAUGUUUCAAGGCCCACUGCUGACUCCCCAGACACUGCUGGCACGCCUGUUGGUGGUGGCAGGGAGCCCUUUUGCAGGCAGUGAACUCCAAGCUGCUGCCUUGCUGCUCAUGCGAAACCUCCACAGCAGGAUCCACAGAGCUGUGGGGGCCACGUGGGCUGCUGAGAUCCCCCUGCUGCUGCAGUGCCUUGAAGGUAAAGUGCUGGUGGGGAGGGAGAGGAGGAGGCAGGGAAGGUUUCACCCUUCCCUCCGAUUUCACCCUAGGGGGGUGGGAGGCUUCCUGGUCUUCAUCAGUACUGGAGUGCUGCCCCACCAGUGCAAGUUCAGCUACAACCCCAUGCACAUGCUGGUGGCAGAUGAUGGCCACUGCUGAAGGUGCUGACGUUUCAUCACCUCACAUCACCUCCCCUUCCACAGCAGCCUAUUUACUUGUUGUUUGUGACACUUCCAAAGUCCUGUAUGGACUUUAUAGCAAUGAGGUAGUGCUGGGUUAUGCGAUGAAAGGCUGCUGUCACGCCAGCAAGGAAGAACCAGAGGCCCAUGGGCUGGGGAACUCUGGCCCUUCCCCGUGCUGUCGCAGGAGGUGACCAACCCCACAGCUGGGGGAAGAGACCACUAAGGUCAUCUAGUUCAGCUGCUGACCCAUCUUCACCAUGCCCACUAAACCAUGUCACUCAGUGCUAUCUCUAUAUGGUUCUUGAAAAUCUACAGGACAGAAGAUUUAUACAUGUAGAAGUAAUCUCCUAAAAUCGACCACAUCCUCAGCUAGUUUUCGUUAGUGCAAUUUAGAAGUUAACAGGCUAUGUUUUAAUACAUCACAAGAGUUUUGCUUGCCUCAUGGUUCAGCAGUUGAGACAUUUAGAUUUUUAGCCUUCUAUGGGAAUCAGUGAUGGGAAGCCAGGGUCUACCUCUUCACAGACCUCAUUUCAGAGCUGACAUUGGAGGUCAGGGUAUCCCACUGGAGAUUCCUGUGUACCUGAGGCCUUA